AACCAAACAGCUGAAAGGAGAUUUGCCCUUAUUCCGGAGUAGGGUUACUCUUCGCCCCUACCAGAUCUCUUCUUCUUAGGCGCCAAAUUGCACCAUCACUUUCUCAAAACCAAACUGAUAGAUGGUUAAAUUGUAUUCUUAAUAUCCGAAGAAUGGGUAGCCAAGCUCCUGCAAGCAAUGAUCGUUCAAGGACAUACUGGACGCCAACUAUGGAACGGUUUUUUAUUGAUCUUAUGUUGGAGCAUAUGCAUAGAGGGAAUCGGAUUGGCCAUACAUUCAACAAGCAAGCAUGGACAGAUAUGCUUGCUGUGUUUAAUUCAAAAUUUGGAUCUCAAUAUGACAAAGAUGUUCUGAAAAGUCGUUAUACAAAUUUAUGGAAGCAAUUCAAUGAUAUCAAGAAUCUUCUCGGCCAGAGUGGGUUUUCUUGGGAUGAGACACGGCAAAUGGUGGUAGCUGAUGACCUUGUGUGGGAUGUAUAUAUUAAGGCUCACCCAGAUGCACGGACAUACAAGACCAAAUCUUUGCUGAACUUUAAUGAUCUAUGCUUGAUAUAUGGUUAUACAACUGCUGAUGGAAGAUACAGCCGUUCAAGUCAUGACAUGGAUAUUGAUGAUGAACUCCAAGGAAUUAAUUUGGGUGAUGGAAUCAGUAGCCUAGCCCCUCCAAAUAGUGAGCGUUCAAGGACAGAGUGGACCACUGAGAUGGAUGAAUAUUUUAUCGAGCUGAUGCUUAACCAACAAGAAAGAGGCAAUAAGCUGGAUAAUACAUUCAACAAACAAGCAUGGACGGAUAUGCUUACUUCGUUCAAUGCAAAAUUUGGUCCCCAACAUAGCAGAAGGGUUUUGAGACACAGAUACAAUAAAUUGUUGAAGUACUACAGUGAUAUAACAUUACUGCUUAAACAAAAUGGUUUUUCCUGGGAUGAGACACACCAAAUGAUAGUGGCUGAUGAAGGUGUUUGGGAUGCUUAUACCAAGGCACACCCACAAGCGCGGUCCUAUAGAACAAAAAUGUUGCCGAAUUAUAAAACUUUGAGAUUGAUUUUUGGAGAUGCAAUCAACGAUGGAAUUCAGAGUGAUUUACAUCAGGACAAAGAUUUUAAAGAUGACAUCUCAGGAACAAAGACUGGUAGUGCACGUUCAAGAACAUAUUGGACACCACCGAUGGAUCGUUAUCUCAUUGACUUGUUGCUAGAGCAGGUGCAUAGAGGGAAUAGAAUUGGACAGACAUUCAUUACGCAGGCUUGGAUUCACAUGGUUAAAUCAUUCAAUGCAAAAUUCAAAUCUCACCAUGAUCGAGAUGUUCUGAAGAACCGAUACAAACAUUUGAGGAGAGUGUACAAUGAUGUUAAGAAUCUUCUUGAGCAGAGCGGGUUUUCCUGGGAUGAGACACGAGAGAUGGUGACAGCUGAAGAUCACAUUUGGGAUGCUUAUAUCAAGGCACAUCCUGAUGCUCGAUCAUACAGAGUUAAAACCGCACCAAGCUAUCACAAAUUAUGUAUCAUUUAUGGGCAAAAUAAUUCUGAUGGAAGAUACAGUCGUUUGGCUCUCAAUGUCGACCCAGACAAUGAAAUUGUUCUUAUCACAACAGGUGAAGCAGAGGAUGGUCAAUUCCCUGCUAAUAGGGCAGAUCCGAUGAUAGAUUGGACCCCACCAAUGGACCGCCAUUUUAUUGACCUUAUGUUAGAGCUGUUGCAUCAAGGGAAUAAAGUUGAGCAUACAUUCAACGAACAAGCUUGGGUUCACAUGAUCGUGUCAUUUCAUGAAAAAUUUGGGCUUCAAUACGACAGAUGUGUGCUAGAAAAUCGGUAUAUGCACUUGAUGAAACAGUACAUUGACAUCAGCAGUCUUCUCAAUCAGAAUGGAUUUGCAUGGGAUGAAGCUCAUCAAAUAGUUGCAGCUGAUGAUGAUGCAUGGGAAGCUUAUAUCAAGGACCACCCUGAUGCAAUCUUGUACAAAGAUAAAAUCUUGGGACAUUACAAUGAUUUAUGCAUGAUUUUUGGAAGCGGUAUAACGGAUGAACAGCUGAGCUUUCAAGUCUUGGGGAUAGAAACUGACUAUAAUUCCCUAAUUAUGGGGAUCAAAGAAGUUCCUGGAGAUAUACAACUCCAAGAUAUUGGAAUUAAGACGUGUGAUCAAAGCAAAAAGCGCCCAGCUGUGACACCAUCAGUCUCGGGACGUUCUAGCAAAGUGCAGAAAACUGGCAAGGAGGAAAUGCAAGAAGCUUUUACUGACAUGGCCGAUGUAUUUGCAAAAUUGGUGGGUAAGAAAGCAGACAAGAAGUUCGUCUCAAUUGAAAACGCCAUUGAUGCACUUCAAGCGAUACCUGACAUAGACGAUGACCUUUUAUUGGAUGCUUGCGAUCUUCUCGAAGAUGAGAGAAAAGCAAAGACAUUUUUGGCAUUGGAUGCCACACUUCGAAAGAAGUGGCUACUUAGAAAGCUUGGUCGCUUAGGGUAGAUGGGGCUUUUUUUUUUUUUUGGUACGUAGUUUUUGAGCAAGCUUUGCCAGAGAUUUUGGAACUUUUAGUUUUUCUGUUAAUACACCCUGUGAGUUUUUUUAGCAGGUUUUCCUGGUGAGCAGUUGUGCAUAAGAUGUUAAUCAAUGGUACAGAUGUUGCAGCAUUUCUGUAUUAUGUCCAAGAAAUAAAAUCCUAAUUAGUUGUGUACUGAUUCAACUCAGCCUUUUAAGGUUUCUUGACAUGAUCUGUAAAUCUCAGUGAAGUUCAAGAUCAACACUUUUCUCCCUCAA
Molecule: messenger RNA, 2750 nt
Organism: Cornus florida
Lineage: Eukaryota; Viridiplantae; Streptophyta; Magnoliopsida; Cornales; Cornaceae
Product: L10-interacting MYB domain-containing protein
Exons: 9
Coding region: 153-2459 (768 amino acids)
Source: RefSeq, a predicted model, not a curated record